UGUACCAGUGAGCCAACCACCACGUGUAGUCCCGGCGGCGACGUUCCCUCCGCUGUGUUUCCAGAUCAACGCGCUCCCCCCGCCUGGUCAGCUGUUCUACUUCGCCUAUGGAGCUGACAUGAACCCCGACAGAAUGGCCACGUACCUCGGAAGCGAGAUUGAGGAAAGGCGGUGGGGUCUCCUGUAUGGGUUCGACAUCCUGUUCAACAAGAAAGGUUUUGACCGAGCUGCCGGCAGCUUCCCCAACAUCGAGUUCAACCCUUUGCGGUCUGUGGAGGGCUGUGUGUACGUCAUGACACAGGAACAACUCAGCGUGCUGGACAGUCACAUGGGGUAUCCACAGCAUUACGCCAAGGCUAUGCUACCCGUGUGGGUGUCUAACUGUGCCGACCCGACCGCUCUGGGAGUCGCGCAGUUCUGUGUUCCUGCUGUCAUGUACAUCGCUCAGGACGAAUGGACAGCAUGA
Molecule: messenger RNA, 466 nt
Organism: Branchiostoma floridae (Florida lancelet)
Lineage: Eukaryota; Metazoa; Chordata; Leptocardii; Amphioxiformes; Branchiostomatidae
Exons: 5
Coding region: 119-466 (115 amino acids)
Molecular function (GO): gamma-glutamylcyclotransferase activity
Source: RefSeq, a predicted model, not a curated record